AUGCCAGGCGAACCAGCAAAGCGCACGAGGCGCGAGGAGUACAAGAAGUCGUUGCAGGCCGAUGAGCAAAAUGCAGCCCUGCCAAAGAAGAAAUUCUACAGACAACGUGCCCAUGCUAACCCAUUUUCGGAUCACUCUCUCACAUAUCCCAAGAGCCCCGCAGAUAUGGACUGGGCCAGCCUGUAUCCCGCCUACGCCAAACAUCAGAAGCAAGCAACAGAAGGAGAGACGGCGAGCGAGUCACAUGACGUGAGCGUAGAAGAGCAACGGAAACUCAACGAGGUGACGAAGAAUGUCGAGAUUGCAGACAUUGGGUGUGGGUUCGGUGGCCUGCUUUUUGCCCUUGCGCCAAAGUUUCCCGAUACAUUGAUAUUAGGCAUGGAAAUCCGCACAUCAGUCACAGAGUACGUGCAAGAAAAAGUCCGCGCCCUGCGCAUCCAAAACGCCGCAACCAACGGCUACCAAAACGCAUCUUGCAUCCGCGCCAACACGAUGAAAUUCCUACCCAACUUCUUCCAAAAAGGCCAACUCGCCAAGAUCUUUCUCUGCUUCCCUGAUCCCCACUUCAAGCAGCGCAAGCACAAGGCCCGCAUCGUGUCGUACACGCUCAACUCGGAAUACGCCUACGUACUGCGUCCCGGUGGCGUUGUGUACACGAUUACCGAUGUGCAGGAUCUGCACGAGUGGAUGAAGGAGCAUUUUGAGAAGCAUCCGAGUUUUGAGCGGGUUGAGAAACGGUUUGAGGAGGGCGAGGGUGAGGAUGGCGAGGGCAUGGAUGAGUGUGUCAAGGCGAUGCGGGUGGAGACUGAGGAGGGCAAGAAGGUGGAGAGGAAUAAGGGGUUGAAGUUUGUGGCGUGCUUUAGGAGGAUUGAGAAUCCGCCGUGGCCUUGA
Bipolaris zeicola 26-R-13 is the source of this 891-nucleotide messenger RNA. RefSeq lists its product as uncharacterized. Gene Ontology annotation, cellular component: tRNA methyltransferase complex. NCBI's taxonomy places the organism in Eukaryota, Fungi, Ascomycota, Dothideomycetes, Pleosporales, Pleosporaceae. The record is from RefSeq and is a predicted model, not a curated record. The transcript has 3 exons. Gene Ontology annotation, molecular function: tRNA (guanine(46)-N7)-methyltransferase activity. Gene Ontology annotation, biological process: RNA (guanine-N7)-methylation; tRNA methylation. The coding region runs from base 1 to 891 and encodes 296 amino acids.